Molecule: messenger RNA, 1233 nt
Organism: Saccharomyces eubayanus
Lineage: Eukaryota; Fungi; Ascomycota; Saccharomycetes; Saccharomycetales; Saccharomycetaceae
Gene: FUN19
Product: Fun19p
Exons: 1
Coding region: 1-1233 (410 amino acids)
Biological process (GO): chromatin remodeling; regulation of transcription by RNA polymerase II
Cellular component (GO): nucleus; SAGA-type complex
Molecular function (GO): protein binding; chromatin binding; transcription coactivator activity
Source: RefSeq, a predicted model, not a curated record
AUGGGUUUGUGUUCUCCUGAAUCUGAAAAGUCUCAAUUAAACAUGGACUACACUUCAAAGAACGGUUCGCAAUCCAUUUUUAAGCACCUUAACCGGCAUCUGAAACUCAAUAACAACAAUAACAACGACAAUAACAAUUUGAACGGCGCAAACAUGAGCAGUUAUAGCAAUCACUCACCAUACGACCCCUCAUACGACGCAAGGAUCAAUCAGAACCCACAAAAUAGCGGCACCGGAUGCUUUUCUGGCAGCAUUGACUCUUUGAUGGAUGAGCACAUAAUACCAUCGCCACCUUUGUCACCCAAAGAGGAGUCGGAUUUCCAGCACGAUGCUUCAUCUCACAUAUCCUCGUCAGCACUGGUGGGUGCCACGCCCAAGGGGCCUGUAGAGAAUGUGUUGACCGUAAAGCCUGCGUGGCCCAAUGGGUUAACAAGGAAGAGAUACCGCUACGCCACUUAUGGGUUUUUGUCCCAAUACAAAAUUUUCAGCAAUUUGGCACAACCAUAUUCCAAGAACAUCAUCAACAGGUAUAACAAUCUGGCCUAUAACAACAGAUACAAGUAUUCCAAGUAUAACGAUGAAUUAACCCCUUCUUCUUCAAGGUUACCUUCUCCGCUAGCAUCCCCGAAUUUGAACAGACAAUCAAGAUAUAAUAUGAGGAAACAGGUCCUUUACAACAGCAAUCUGGGCAAGUUUGAAUCUGACACUGAAUGGAUAUCAAGGGAACGCAAAGUGUACUCACCGCAAAGAAGGACAAUGACGACCAGUCCACACCGUGCCAAGAAGUUUUCACCCUCAGCAUCCGCGCCUCAUACUAAUAUUGCAUCCAUGGAGGCCAUCCAUGAAGCCCCUCAAUACGUUCCCAAUAUCUCAUGGAAAAAACUGCCUGAUUUCUCUCCACCAUUAUCCACGCUACCUCCAGACACUAACAAAUCACUCAAGAUCGAGUGGAAGGGGUCCCCGAUGGACCUGUCCGCAGACCCGCUGAGGGACGAACUGCAUCCCGCCGAAUUAGUGCUGGCUCAAACGCUAAGGCUACCUUGCGAUUUGUAUUUGGAUUCCAAGAAAAGGUUGUUUCUGGAAAAGGUUUAUAGAUUAAGGAAGGGGUUGCCGUUUAGAAGAACCGAUGCUCAGAAAGCUUGUAGGAUUGAUGUCAAUAAAGCAUCAAGAUUGUUUCAAGCUUUUGAGAAAGUCGGCUGGCUAAGGGAUUCGAAUUUUACAAAAUACUUAUGA